Phalacrocorax carbo (great cormorant) is the source of this 2748-nucleotide messenger RNA. NCBI's taxonomy places the organism in Eukaryota, Metazoa, Chordata, Aves, Suliformes, Phalacrocoracidae. The record is from RefSeq and is a predicted model, not a curated record.
UAAACUGCUGUGCCGUGGGGGGGGGGAGAUUGCCAGCAGGGCGUUGAGGUGCGGAGCCGGCGAGGCUUGCCGCCGCGAUGGGCAACACCGUCGCCAGGGAGGAUUUCGAGUGGGUCUACACAGACCAGCCUCAUGCUGACCGCCGCAAGGAGAUCCUGGCUAAACAUCCAGAGAUAAAAGCAUUGAUGAAACCAGACUACAACUUGAUCUGGGUGGUUGUGCUGAUGGUUCUUGCGCAGUUGACUGCAUUUUAUCUAGUUAAAGACUUGGACUGGAAAUGGGUAAUCUUCUGGGCAUAUGUUUUUGGAAGCUGUAUUAGCCACUCCAUGACUCUGGCUAUUCAUGAGAUCUCUCACAAUAGUGCCUUUGGCAACAGCAAAGCAAUGUGGAAUCGAUGGUUUGGAAUAUUUGCCAACCUCCCUCUUGGUCUCCCGUACUCCAUAUCCUUCAAGAGAUACCACAUGGAUCAUCAUCGUUACUUAGGAGGCGAUGGAAUUGAUGUGGACAUUCCAACCAACUUUGAAGGCUGGUUUUUCUGCACCCGUUUUAGAAAGUUCAUAUGGAUUGUUCUUCAGCCUUUUUUCUAUGCAAUUAGACCUCUCUGCAUCAAUCCCAAACCCAUUACUCGACUUGAAAUAAUCAAUUUAUUGGCUCAGCUUUCCUUUGAUGUUGUGAUAUAUUAUUUAUGGGGAGUCAAAUCCACUUUUUACAUGCUUGCUGGCUCAGUACUUGGACUUGGGUUGCACCCAAUUUCGGGACACUUCAUAGCUGAACAUUACAUGUUUUUAAAAGGACAUGAGACUUACUCCUACUAUGGGCCACUUAAUCUGCUCACUUUUAAUGUUGGCUAUCACAAUGAACAUCAUGACUUCCCCAAUAUUCCUGGCAAGAGCCUUCCACUGGUGAAGAAAAUAGCAGCUGAAUACUAUGACAACCUGCCGCAAUAUAACUCUUGGAUAAAAGUACUGUAUGACUUCGUGAUGGAUGACACAAUCAGUCCAUAUUCACGCAUGAAAAGGCAAUUAAAGGGUGAAGUGAAGCAAGAUUAAACUUCUGGCAACCAAAAAACUUUGAAAUCUCUGCUUGCUCUAAAGUGGCUGGUAUAAGGUCUCUUGCUAAAGAUGUUCACCAGUGUCCUGAAUUAAGAUCUACAGCAACACAGCAAUGCAUCUUUAAGGAUUUUGUAGCAGACUCCUACCAGCUAUAUAUAACAUUCCUCGCAGUCCUCAGAUUCACUGGUUUAAUGUGUACAUGUUUGCCUAAAGAUCAGUGUUAUAUGCAUAAUGCUAAAUCACUUUGUUACAGAAUUUGCUUUCACAGGUGUUAAAUCUAUAUAAAAUAUCUGUCUGACUCUUAAAAGUUCUCAAUGUAGUACGCUGCCCACAACAUGUUAUUUGGAUGACUGUAGUGUUAAAAUGCUGUACUUGCCUGUUAAUUCUAAACUAACACGAUUUCUUAACUUCAACCUUCUGUUGAACCCGCUUCCUAACUUACAGUUGGAAGAACUAAAUUUGCACAGAAAUGUUAAGUCAGCUUUUGUUUAAAUAUGUGUCACUUGAAGCACUGCUUUAAAGUUCUCUUCUACUGGAAGUACCUUAAAGGAGCAAUUUAUCAGAAUGAAAUUGACAUGGAGGUGGCCUUUGUGUCUUCCUGCUCAAAAAGUGGGGAAUUGCCAACUUUAUGCAUCCCCACCUACUGCCAAAGCCGCAUGUGUUAGCGCAUAGCUUGAGCAGCUAGCAUUUAGAAUUGUAUUGUGUAAGCCACGAGUAACUUAAUGUAGUAACUGAUUAGUUUUUUCAUAUUUGAAAAAUCUUGCUACAGUUUGAGGUGUUUUUUUCUGAUCUGCAAAGAAAAACAGGCUUGUCCUGGUGGAUUCUGCUGUUCCCAUCGUUUUAAAUGCUAACUUUAAUAUUUACACCCAUUUGGAAAUUUGGCUUAUAUGGAAAACUGAAUGAAUUGCAGCAGAUACUGUUCUGGCAAACAAGGCUAGCUACAACCCCUGACAAAUCUACCUAUUAAGCAUAUUAGUAACUUGUGUACACAGAGGAGUAUUGCUAAAUUAUCUUGAUUCUGCCUACCCCCUCAAUCUACAGUACCCUACAUAGACACUUGUCUUUCGUAUUGAAAUGGUAUGAGAGCACAGGUGAUGAUACCAAACUUCCUGCUUAAGUUUUAAAAUUGGCAACAGAAUGGAUAGACUUGUUGAACCUUGAAGGACAAAUCUCUACAUACCUCAGUACAGCAUAUUUGCCUUCUGUCAUCUAAUGCAUUUGAUGAUGGCUUUAAGCUGUCACAGAUGGCUACACAUCACUCUUAAAUGGUGAUCCUACAGCAUGUUCUUCACUUAUCUGAAAGAUGGAGUCUGAAGUUGGAAGUCCCAGCUACUGUCCACACUGGUCUGCUGUAAGUAACUUUGUUUUUACAUGCCUCCAGCUCCUGCAUUUUGUGGGCUUUGGGUUUUCUUUGUAAUUGGAACAAGCUGAGCGUCUAAGAAUGUAUUGGUACAUCUUAACCCUCACCUGACUGCAGUCCUGUUUCUAAUAUGUGUUUUGUUUUUUAAGCGUGGGCCUUUAUUUGUGGUUAAGUAAUAGAAAUGGUAUGAAAGCAUCCCAACCACUUCCAAAGUGACUUUCUUAUGAUGCCAAUAACACACUAGCUAGCCAGCAUAUUGCUCAGGGUGUCGUUUAAUGUCAGAAUAUACUUUAUCUGGUAUUUUUACAUGUAAUUAAAAGGUAAAGAUUAAAGUAA